Molecule: messenger RNA, 1356 nt
Organism: Echinococcus granulosus
Lineage: Eukaryota; Metazoa; Platyhelminthes; Cestoda; Cyclophyllidea; Taeniidae
Product: UBX domain-containing protein 2
Exons: 8
Coding region: 1-1356 (451 amino acids)
Biological process (GO): proteasome-mediated ubiquitin-dependent protein catabolic process
Cellular component (GO): nucleus
Molecular function (GO): ubiquitin binding
Source: RefSeq, a predicted model, not a curated record
AUGGAAUCGCGUCGUUGGCGUGGUCGAGUAGUUGCUAAGAGACCUGGCCCCUCUGAUGCAAGCAACAAUGCACCGUCCACGUCGUCCAACAAUCUCAAUACAGUGGGUUGCCCUCCAUCAGUGAAUCUUCCAUCCCCCGACCAGAAGCGGAUUACCUUGGAACAGCUAUUUGCACCUCCAUAUGAUCUAAUGCAUAGUGGAAACUUGAGACAGGCCAUGGAAGCGGCACGCAUCCGACGAAAAUGGAUUUUGGUUAGUCUUUAUGACGAUUCGUGCUUCGACUGCCGCGUGCUCAAUCGGGACGUGUGGAAGGAUUAUCGCAUUAUUAGUCUCAUCAAAAAGAAUGUGAUUUUUAUCCAGUUCAACAUCAAAUCGCCUGAUGGGAUGCUGUAUCGAAAUCGUUUCACCUGCAUAGAUUCAGCGACUCAUAUUGCGUUUCUGAAUCCGUUUACCGGGGAACAGAAAAUUUUCUGGAAUCGUCUUAAAACUCCCCGUGAGAUAUUGAGUGUUUUGUCGAAGUUCCUAUUGGCCCAUCCGACUCCUCUGGGUUCCGACUGUGAUAUCUCCAAGACCAACACUUUCGCUACCACCGUUGCCAAUGUUUCCGGACCCUAUCUACGGUCUGCUCCCGGCGAAACGGAACUAGCUGAACCCUCUGGAUUGGAGUCGAAGUAUUACCCUUUGAAAACGCGUCGCCUCAAGGCUGCUAACGGCACCUCCGCUUCAGCUUUGCCCUCGGCGUCUGCACAUGGCUCUGCUACCCAUACUUCGCCGGAGGCAUUAACCGCCACUCCAUCUACCUCAUCCGGUUCCACAACUACGGCUAAACCUUCUUCCUCCUUGAAACGCAGAAGCCUCGAUGUGUCUUCUGAAGCUGGCCCGUCGAAACGUUCGUUGGUGGAGGACGAUGCCGAUUUCUUGCGUUUUGUCGACCUCGCUUUGGAGGAAGACGAUGAGGAGGAUGCUAAGAUUCUUUACGAGGAUGUUGACUCUCCAAUUUCGGGAGAAGAGAAGCCUGCGGCAUCGGUAAAGGAGUUGCCCCCAGUGACUGAUCCCACCAACGCUUUUCGAGUGGCCCUGCGUUUUCCUUGUGGUCAGCGAACCGUACUGAGUCUGGAGCCUAGUCUUCGUUUAAAAGUGUGGGUUAUGUCCACCCAAACGACUCAAGGUUUCGUGAAGACGGUGAUGGUGAUGAUGGAGAGUGUGGUAACUGGCCACCGGAUGGUCGGCUUCCGUCCGCGUCAGAUGACCACCAAGAAGGAGGUGAUUGCUUUCGAUCCCCUCGUUCAGCGUCACGUCCUCUACCGCGAAAUAAAGAAGAUUCGCAGCCUUCGCAAAGCUGGCACUCGAGACUAG